AUGGGGUGGAAGAGAGGCAUUGCUUUGUUUAUUGCUUUUCAGGUGAUUAUUGGGUGUUCAUCACAGUCUAAUUCAGAGAUUAACAGAGGCAGCUUUCCAAAGGGCUUUGUUUUUGGGACUGCUUCUUCUGCCUUCCAGUAUGAAGGCGCAGUAAAAGAGGAUGGAAGGGGGCCUUCUGUAUGGGACAUUUUUUCACACACUUUUGGCAAAAUAACUGAUUUCAGUAAUGCUGAUGUUGCUGUGGAUCAGUAUCACCUUUAUGAUGCAAGACUUCUCCAACCAAUCUCAGGAGAUGUACAACUUAUGAAGGAUAUGGGAAUGGAUGCGUAUAGGUUUUCGAUAUCCUGGUCUCGGAUAUUCCCCAAUGGAACUGGGCAAAUCAAUCAGGCAGGGGUUGAUCACUACAACAAUCUCAUUAAUUCAUUGCUAGCGAAAGGAAUUGAACCGUACGUAACCCUCUACCACUGGGAUCUUCCUCAAGCCUUGGAAGACAGAUACACUGGGUGGCUUGACGCUCAAAUCAUACAGGACUUUGCAGUAUACGCGGAGACAUGCUUUCAGAAAUUCGGUGACAGGGUGAAGCACUGGAUCACAUUCAACGAGCCACACACAUUUGCUGUACAAGGAUACGAUGUAGGUCUCCAGGCACCAGGAAGAUGCUCUCUCCUAGGCCGCCUUUUCUGUAGAGCCGGAAACUCUGCAACUGAGCCUUACAUAGUUGCUCACAAUGUCAUCCUUUCUCAUGCAACUGUUGCCGACAUUUACAGGAAAAAGUAUAAGCCAAAACAACGAGGAUCAAUUGGGGCAUCAUUUGAUGUUAUUUGGUAUCGAUCAGCAACAAACUCUACAGCAGACAUUGAAGCAACUGAAAGAGCCCAAGAUUUUCAGCUUGGCUGGUUUCUUGACCCUUUCAUUUUUGGGGAUUAUCCAUUCUCUAUGAGAAGUAGAGUCGGAAGCCGUCUGCCAAAGUUUUCCAAAUCUGAGUCCACUUUAAUCAAGGGGUCAUUGGAUUUUGUGGGCAUUAAUCACUACACUACCUUCUAUGCCAGUAACGAUUCUUCUCAUAUUAUCGGACUACUGAAUGACUCCCUAUCAGACUCUGGUGCCAUUGCCCUUCAUAGUAUUUUCGUCCUGUUUUCAGCUUUCAAAGAUGGAAAAGCUAUUGGAGAUAAGGCAAAUUCGAUAUGGUUAUACAUAGUGCCUGAGGGGAUGAGAAGCUUAAUGAACUACAUCAAGAAAAAGUAUGGCAAUCCUCCGGUGCUUAUCACUGAGAAUGGCAUGGACGACCCAAAUAGCCCAUUCAUUUCCCUCAAGGAUGCUCUAAAGGAUGAGAAAAGGAUCAGUUACCACCGUGACUAUUUGUCAAACUUGCUAGCUUCAAUCAAAGAAGAUGGGUGCAAUGUGAACGGUUAUUUUGCAUGGUCUCUACUGGAUAACUGGGAGUGGGGUGCAGGAUACACUUCAAGAUUUGGUCUCUAUUUCAUUGACUAUAAGGACAAGCUCAAGAGAUACCCCAAGGACUCUGGUUUAGCCUUGUCGAGUUUGUUGCCGGACGGGAAUUCCAUAUGCCCUUUUAGUCUCUUGUAUGUGGUUCAGCUUGAGUAUAGACGGAGAUAUUUGAGAUUUGCUAGUUUGUGCAGCGUGGCCGGGAAGAUCUACACGCUUUGUGGAGGCUUGGCGUGGCCGUGGGUUUGCUUGCAGCAGGCAGUGAUGGAGGCAGGUGGUGGUGGAGGAGGCAGAUCAGAUCACGGAUCAUCUUCUGUUGGGCUUGGGCUGAGCCUGAUCUUUGAGGUUGUUUGGGCUUCCAGAUGGGUUAGAGCUCGCCAUUUGGGCCUUAACCCUUUCUAG
Molecule: messenger RNA, 1848 nt
Organism: Fragaria vesca subsp. vesca
Lineage: Eukaryota; Viridiplantae; Streptophyta; Magnoliopsida; Rosales; Rosaceae
Product: beta-glucosidase 40-like
Exons: 15
Coding region: 1-1848 (615 amino acids)
Biological process (GO): carbohydrate metabolic process
Molecular function (GO): beta-glucosidase activity
Source: RefSeq, a predicted model, not a curated record